UACAGUUGGACAAAAACAAAAGUUUUGACGUUGAACGGUUUUGAUUUUUCAAGGAAUAAUGUGGAAACCUUGCCCAUUUACACGUCACCCGGCCCUUCUAGUUUACAUAGUCUUGGAAAUAUUUAUUCUCAGCGUCAAAGGUCUUAAUGUUUGCACGAGCGGCAGCGCCACAUCUUGUGAAGAAUGUCUCCUCAUUCACCCGAGCUGCGCCUGGUGCGCGCAAGAGGACUUUGGACAAGCUAGAACUCUCAACUCACGAUGUGACUUCAGCCAGAACUUACAGAAAAGAGGAUGUGAUGCCCCUUUCAUAGAAAAUCCCAGGAGUGGCAGCUCUCUGUUGCGGAGCAAACCUCUGAGCUCCAAAGGUUCUGGGGUGACCCAGUAUGAUGUCAUCCAGAUAUACCCACAAAAGAUCUCUCUUAGCUUAAGGCCCGGUGACCAGACCUCAUUUAAGGUACAAGUGCGUCCUGUAGAAGACUACCCCGUCGAUUUGUACUACCUGAUGGACCUCUCGCUCUCCAUGAAGGACGAUCUGGACACAAUCCGCAACCUUGGCACCAAACUGGCUGAGGAAAUGAGGAAGCUUACAAGUAACUUCCGCCUUGGCUUUGGCUCUUUUGUGGAUAAGAACAUCUCACCCUUCUCCUACACAGCCCCCAAGUACCAGGACAACCCAUGCAAUGGAUAUAAGUUGUUCCCAAACUGCGUCCCUACGUUUGGCUUCCGUCACCUUUUGUCUCUUACGGACAAGGUUGACCGUUUCAAUGAAGAAGUGCAGAAGCAGCUGGUUUCGCGGAACAGGGAUGCACCGGAGGGGGGGUUUGAUGCCAUUCUGCAGGCUGCCGUUUGCAAGGAGAAGAUUGGCUGGAGGAAGGAGGCCUAUCAUCUCUUGGUGUUUGCCACCGAUGACGUCCCUCACUUGGCUUUGGACGGCAAGCUUGGUGGACUAGUGCAUCCUCACGAUGGACAGUGUCACCUGAACGACAAGAACGAGUAUAGUGCUGCAAACCAGAUGGACUACCCUUCACUCGCUCUACUUGGAGAGAAACUGGCUGAAAACAACAUUUUCCUCAUCUUUGCUGUGACCAAAAGACACUAUGUUCUUUACAAGAAUCUCACCGCUUUGAUUCCUGGGACUACAGUGGAAAUUUUGGACCAAGACUCCAAAAACAUUAUUCAGCUAAUUGUGAACGCAUACAAUAACAUCAGGUCAAAGGUUGAGCUGAGCGUAUGGGACCAUCCUGAAGAUCUCAGUCUGGCCUUCACGGCCACCUGCCAAGACGGCCAGCCCCUGACCGGCCUCCGCAAGUGUGCUGACCUCAAAAUCGGUGACACUGUCUCCUUCAACAUAACUGUAGAGGCUCGAGGAUGUCCUCCGAAAGGCACCAGGAAGAGUUUCACCAUCAGGCCUGUUGGUUUUAAAGACCGUCUGGAGGUCUCUGUGGACUACCGCUGUGAUUGCAGCUGCACAUAUUACACCAAAUCUAACAGCAGCCGCUGCAACUCCGCCGGCACCUACAGCUGCGGGACGUGCCGAUGUGAGCCCGGCUACCUGGGGGCCCGCUGCGAGUGCGAGGAGGGUGAGGUCGACCACCAGCACCUCAGUGCCUGCCGUGAGGCCGAGGGCAAGCAGGUGUGCAGCGGCCGCGGAGAAUGCAGCUGUAACCAGUGUCUGUGUUACGAGUCGGAGUUCGGCAAAAUCUAUGGCACCUUCUGCGAGUGUGACGACUUCUCCUGUGCACGACAUAAGGGAAUACUGUGCUCAGGCCAUGGAGAAUGCCACUGCGGUGAGUGUAAAUGCCACGCUGGUUAUAUUGGAGACAACUGUAAUUGCUCUACAGAGACGGCUUCCUGUGUGUCGGACGACGGCAAGAUCUGUAGCGGGCGGGGCAGCUGUGUGUGUGGGCGGUGCCAGUGCACUGAGCCAGGGGCAUUUGGGGACACGUGCGAAAAAUGUCCCACCUGUCCAGAUGCUUGUGGAACAAAGAGGGAAUGCAUUGAGUGCCGUCUCUUCAACACGGGGAGACUGGCCGAUAACCAGACCUGCCAGCGCAUGUGCAAGGAUGAGAUCAUCACGGUGGAAACACUCAAAAAGGAAGAUUCCAACGCUGUUCAAUGCGUGUAUAAGACAGAGAAGGACUGUGUGAUGAAGUUCACCUACUCUGAACAUGCCAGUGGCCAGUCGGUCCUCACUGCCCUUAAAGAGCCAGAAUGUGCUGUUGCCCCAAAUGCCAUGACUGUGCUCUUGGCAGUUGUUGGCAGCAUCUUGUUGAUGGGCAUCGUGCUGCUAGCUCUCUGGAAACUGGUCAUCACCGUCCACGACCGCCGCGAGUUUGCACGCUUCCAGAGUGCACGUUCACGAGCGAGAUAUGAGAUGGCAUCUAACCCUGUUUAUAAGCAGUCCAUCCCCUCUCACCCAAUGGAGACGGAUUUCCAUAUGCAUAUUAUCAAGUCAUGCAACGGAGGAGUCCACUGAUCGACCUGCAUUUGGACUGGGGGACAUGGCGGGACCUGUCCAGCACACCUCUGCACUACAGUGGAGGACAGAGACAGAGCAAAUGUUACCGUCUUUUGCAAUGCAAACAUUUUUUGAGGCGUGUGGUUCCUGAGGAUUGGAAGUGAUCUUUGUGCGGUUUCAGUUGGAUGAGCAGCAGCUGGACACAUGGCUUGUCUAGUUGGAGAGGCAGGGCUUCUCUGCCUGUUCCAGAAUUCUCCAUGAGUGAUAGACAUUGACCUGCAAUGGACCGCUUGCUUGAAUAUAAUUCCUAACCAUACCUCCUGCACAUUAUGAUGGAUUUGCUGUGCAUUGUUUUAUAGGCAAAGAGACAUGAAGUGUAUAUUUUUAACAGUGUUCCUUUCCCAGCCGUUACACAUUUUACAUCAUUUUAUUAACCACAUGUACAAUAGUCAGAUGCCAUAAAGUGUGCAUAGAACACAAAGAAAUGCUAAAUUAUACAUCAACUCUUUAAUGGAGUGAUU
Molecule: messenger RNA, 2979 nt
Organism: Carassius auratus (goldfish)
Lineage: Eukaryota; Metazoa; Chordata; Actinopteri; Cypriniformes; Cyprinidae
Product: integrin beta-5-like
Exons: 15
Coding region: 59-2476 (805 amino acids)
Biological process (GO): cell-matrix adhesion; stress fiber assembly; cell-cell adhesion
Cellular component (GO): integrin complex; cell surface; focal adhesion
Molecular function (GO): integrin binding
Source: RefSeq, a predicted model, not a curated record